Molecule: messenger RNA, 1443 nt
Organism: Purpureocillium lilacinum
Lineage: Eukaryota; Fungi; Ascomycota; Sordariomycetes; Hypocreales; Ophiocordycipitaceae
Product: protein phosphatase 2A regulatory subunit cdc55
Cellular component (GO): protein phosphatase type 2A complex; cytosol
Molecular function (GO): protein binding; protein phosphatase regulator activity
Source: RefSeq, a predicted model, not a curated record
AUGGUCGACAGCGAAGCGAACUCGCCCACGUGGAAGUUCACCCAGUGUUUCGGCGACAAGGGCGAUGUUGAGGAUAUCACUGAAGCCGACAUCAUCUCUACCGUCGAAUUCGACCACACUGGAAACUAUCUAGCCACCGGAGAUAAGGGAGGUCGGGUUGUUCUGUUUGAGCGGAAUGAGACUAAGAAGUCCUGCGAAUACAAGUUCCAUACCGAGUUCCAAUCCCAUGAGCCCGAGUUCGAUUAUCUCAAGUCGCUCGAGAUAGAGGAGAAGAUCAACAAGAUCAAAUGGUGCCGCCGCCAAAACGCCUCUCACUACUUGCUCUCCACCAACGAUAAGACCAUCAAGCUCUGGAAGGUCUUCGAGAAGUCGCUCAAGGUCGUGGCCGAGAACAACCUCUCCCAGGAUGCCACGCCUGCAAAUGCUGCUGGUGGCGGCGGAGCCUCCCGCCCCCUCGCAACCUCUCAACACUUUCGCAACGCGGCCGAUCUCAAGCUACCGCGCCUCACACACCACGACACCGUCGUUGCCGCUGUCCCCCGUCGGACGUACGCCAACGCCCACGCCUAUCACAUCAACAGCAUCUCUGUAAACAGCGACGGAGAGACGUUUAUCAGCAGUGACGACUUGCGCAUCAACCUCUGGAACCUCAAUAUACAAGACCAGAGCUUCAACAUCGUCGACAUCAAGCCCGCCAACAUGGAGGAACUGACCGAGGUCAUCACGGCGGCUGAGUUUCACCCUGUCAGCUGCAACUGGUUCAUGUAUGCCAGUUCCAAGGGCACGAUCAAGCUCGCAGACAUGCGCGAGAGUGCUCUGUGCGACCAGCAUGCCAAACUCUUCGAGCAGGAAGAGGAUCCGUCGUCGCGGUCAUUCUUCUCCGAAAUCAUAUCCUCUAUAUCUGAUGUUCGCUUCUCUUAUGAUGGGCGCUACAUCCUGUCCCGCGACUACCUGACAGUCAAGAUCUGGGAUAUCAACAUGGAGCGGCAACCCGUCAAGACGAUCCCGAUUCACGAGCACCUGCGACCGCGACUGUGCGACACGUACGAGAACGACAGCAUAUUCGACAAAUUCGAGGUGGUCUUCUCGGGAGACGCAAAGAAUGUCAUGACAGGCAGCUACAACAACAACUUCAUGAUUUAUCCCUCAGACCCGGAUAAGGAGGUCGAGGUGGUUCUCCAGGCAGACAAGUCGGCCUUCAAGGCCAAGAAGGUGGGGGUUCCCACGCCAAUAAACGCUUCGACGAGCCCAACGACGAACGGAGGCAAGAAGAACGGAUCGAGAGCCGGCAGCCCAGCCGGCGGCGCCCAGAGGAUGCGCAAGGAGACGGAUGCCGAUCAGAUCGACUUCAACAAGAAGAUUCUGCAUAUGAGCUGGCACCCCUUCGAGGACAGCAUUGCUAUUGCCGCGACCAACAAUCUCUUCGUCUUUUCAGCACUGUAG